Molecule: messenger RNA, 1580 nt
Organism: Xiphophorus couchianus (Monterrey platyfish)
Lineage: Eukaryota; Metazoa; Chordata; Actinopteri; Cyprinodontiformes; Poeciliidae
Product: clumping factor A-like
Exons: 3
Coding region: 1-1563 (520 amino acids)
Source: RefSeq, a predicted model, not a curated record
AUGGGGACGCUCCUCCGCCUGAGGUCAGAGGUCAUCUUCCUCCCUGCAGAGGAGACAGACAAGACGGAGGACCGAAGGGACGUGUCUGCAGAUCAGUGUCCUCAGGUGUCCCCGUAUCUUUUGGGCUCCAUGUCGGCCACCAGGAUUUCAUCAUCUGGGAGCAGAGAGCUGCCGGUCUCAUCAACACCUUUCUGCAUUCCUCAGGGCAGCUGGUGGGCAGCAGGAGCUGAAUUUGAGUCUGGAGUAGAAACUGAAUCAGAAUCAGGAGACGAAUCUGAAUCUGGAGCCAAAUCUGAAUCAGGAGCCGAAUCUGGAGCUGAAUCAGAAUCAGGAGCCAAUUCUGGAGCUGAAUCUCAAGCUGAAUCUGAAUCUGGAGCUGAAUCAGGAGCCACAUUUGAGUCUGGAGCCGAAUCAGAAUCUGGAGCCGAAUCUGAAUCAGAAUCAGGAGAUGAAUGUGAAUCUGGAGCCAAAUUUGAGUCUGGAGUCGAAUCUGAAUCUGAAUCAGGAGCCGAAUCUGAAUCUGAAUCAGGAGCCGAAUCUGGAGCUGAAUCAGAAUCAGGAGCCGAUUCUGGAGCUGAAUCUCAAUCUGAAUCUGGAGCUGAAUCAGAAUCAGAAUCAGAAUCAGGAGCCAAUUCUGGAGCUGAAUCUCAAGCUGAAUCUGAAUCUGGAGCUGAAUCAGGAGCCACAUUUGAGUCUGGAGCCGAAUCAGAAUCUGGAGCCGAAUCUGAAUCAGAAUCAGGAGAUGAAUGUGAAUCUGGAGCCAAAUUUGAGUCUGGAGUCGAAUCUGAAUCUGAAUCAGGAGACGAAUCUGAAUCUGGAGCCAAAUCUGAAUCAGGAGCCGAAUCUGAAUCUGAAUCAGAAUCAGGAGAUGAAUAUGAAUCUGGAGCCAAAUUUGAGUCUGGAGUCGAAUCUGAAUCAGAAUCAGGAGCCGAUUCUGGAGCUGAAUCUCAAUCUGAAUCUGGAGCUGAAUCAGAAUCAGAAUCAGGAGACGAAUAUGAAUCUGGAGCCAAAUUUGAGUCUGGAGUCAAAUCUGAAUCAGAAUCAGGAGCUGAAUCUGAAUCUGGAGCCAAAUCUGAGUCUGGAGUUGAAUCUGAAUCAGAAUCAGGAGACGAAUCUGAAUCUGGAGCCAAAUCUGAAUCUGGAGCCGAAUCUGAAUCAGAAUCAGGAGAUGAAUAUGAAUCUGGAGCUGAAUCAGAAUCAGGAGCCGAUUCUAGAGCUGAAUCUCAAUCUGAAUCUGGAGCUGAAUCAGAAUCAGAAUCAGAAUCAGGAGACGAAUCAGAAUCUGGAGCUGAAUCUGGAUCAGAAUCAGGAGACGAAUCUGAAUCUGGAGCCGCAUCUGAAUCAGAAUCUGGAGCCGAAUCUGAAUCAGAAUCAGGAGAUGAAUAUGAAUCUGGAGCCAAAUUUGAGUCUGGAGUCGAAUCUGAAUCAGAAUCAGGAGAUGAAUCUGAAUCUGGAACAGAAUCAGAAUCUGGAGCCAGAUUUGAGUCUGGAACCGAAUCUGAAUCAGAAUCUCUAGCCGAAUCAGAAUCAGGAGCUGAUUCUCGAGCUGAAUCUGAAUCUUAAGCUAAAUCUGAAUCAGG